AUGGUCACAAGGUAUAUGGUAUUGACACGGAGCCCAAUUAACUCAAGAUUAUCAUGGUCCAGAUGGUGUAUUUUUGAGUCUGUAACUCCGCUCAUGGUGGUAUGCUUAACCCAUAGAAGGUACUAACAUGCUCCACCUAAGUGAACCGUUUUCAUCAAGCAUUUUGCCUGAGUAUUGGUAAAGAACAGCCACUAUGUCCAACAACACAAGCAGCUGCCCAGACAACGAAAUUCCGGACGUCUAUCAAGUCAUACAUGGAUCCCUAACGUUCCACAAAAUACUACUUGUGGUUGCCUCUGUAUUGACAGUGAUAACAACAAUCCUGUUUGCUGAAUCGGUAUAUUAUGUAAGAAACAAGAUACCGGCUAAAUUGAGACGGAAUAAAAUGAUAUGGGUAUUGGGGUUAUACCCGGUAUUCAGUAUCACAAGUUGUAUUUCUCUAUUCAUACCACGUGCUGCAAUGAUGACAAACUUUACAGCAUCUAUUUAUCUUUCCGUAACUUUAUACAUGUUUGUCACACUAAUCAUUGAUUACUAUGGCGGAUCGGAUGCAAUGCACCAAACACUGAGAAAUAAAGAGAUGAAAAUCACUACAUUGCCACUGUUGUGUUGUUGUUUGUGCAUACCAUCGGUCACAGUAACUGAACGAACUGGUCGGUGGUUGAGACGAGCUGUUUUACAAGUAGCAAUUAUCCGUCCUCUUGUGCUGUUUGCUGCCGUUGUGCUGUGGGUUGAUGGGAAAUUUACACCAGGAGUGGUUGGCAUAGGCGAACCGUAUUUGUGGAUAUCCAUUAUUUCCAUUACAUCGACACUUACAGCCAUCCAAGCUAUCAGCAUUUUACACGGUAUAUCGAAGGAACCGUUAAAAGACUAUAAAAUCACGUUCAAGUUCUUAUCCAUUCAGUUAACCCUUAUAUUUGGCAAUGUUCAACUGGGCGUGUUAACUACUCUAUCUAAUGCUGGUGUAAUAACGUGCACUGAUCUGUUAGAUAACCGUGCACGCGUGUACUACAUUUACAACUUUCUUAUCAUCUGUGAGUUCUUCCUCAUCAACAUCUUCUCGCGACUUCUCUUCCGUACACGUAGUCAUGGAAACUUAGAGCAGGUGAUGUCGGCAGAUGAGGCCAUCGAAGCGGGCAAAAGUUACAUCACAUCCUUCAAAACUCCUCCCAACAGUCCUUAUUUGGUUAAAUUCAGCAGUAAAAACGAAGAAGCAAACGGUGUAUGUAAUUGUCAUACAAACGGUGGUCUGACAAAUGUUGCCAUGGAGAAGCUUCAGAAUUCUGAAAUUCAGGAAUAGACUACUUCGAUACCUGCGCUUGUUAUCACGUAAACUUGUCAUUAGUGUUUGACGUGCGCCCACUGGUGUUGGCUUACAAACUCACGCAGUAAUGACAAAACUAUUAUAAUCAAAAAAGUUGAAUCAAUGUUAUACAUAACAGGAGAAGAAUUGAGAAACCCCACCAAAUUUGUGACGUGGGAAACAAGAUAGCAAUAUUGAUUCUUGUUGAGAAGAGGCUAAUCAAUUCACGACCGCACGGACAGCAGAAAUAAUCAACGCACAUAUUCUGUAAUAUGAUUGCUGAUAAAUUCGGGUGCAUUUCGACGCAUCGAUCCUCUUAUUAGAAUAUAACAUCAGUGUAUUCGCAUGAUAUUCAUUAAUCGGCGGGCCCGGACACUUCGCUCAUUUUAUAUAUGCACAUCAGAUAUUAUUAGUCACUUUUCAUAGGAUAUGUGUGUUGUGUUAACGACUAUACACGUACGAUUCAAUUCGGAGCUAUUGAUCGGAGC
This is a messenger RNA of Saccoglossus kowalevskii, 1791 nucleotides long. Its product is annotated as organic solute transporter subunit alpha-like. Lineage: Eukaryota; Metazoa; Hemichordata; Enteropneusta; Harrimaniidae. The record is from RefSeq and is a predicted model, not a curated record.